Messenger RNA from Carassius auratus (goldfish), 533 nucleotides. Its product is annotated as serine/threonine-protein kinase pim-3-like. Gene Ontology annotation, biological process: negative regulation of apoptotic process; regulation of mitotic cell cycle; protein autophosphorylation. The transcript has a single exon. The coding region runs from base 77 to 457 and encodes 126 amino acids. Lineage: Eukaryota; Metazoa; Chordata; Actinopteri; Cypriniformes; Cyprinidae. Gene Ontology annotation, cellular component: cytoplasm. Gene Ontology annotation, molecular function: ATP binding; protein serine/threonine kinase activity. The record is from RefSeq and is a predicted model, not a curated record.
UCAUUAUUUGGGAAACCAUCUUCAUCAAAACAUUAUAUUUACUUUUCUCUAGCCUGGUCAUCCCCAAUGCAUCCCAAUGGAAAUUGGACUGACGCUAAUGGCCAAUAAAAGCCCCAGAGCUCCUGAGAUCAUAAGAAUUCUGGACUGGGAGGACAACGAAGACCACUUCAUUAUGGUCAUGGAGCGUCCCAUGCCCUGCAUGGAUUUAAGAAAUUUCUUAAAGCUCCACGGAGAGCGUCUCGAUGAGGAGACAGCACGAAAGGUCAUGCAGCAGGUCACCGAAGCCGCUAAUGUUUGCAUCAAGCGUGGUGUCUUUCAUCGGGACAUAAAAAUGGAGAACCUGCUGUUAAACCAGGACACCAUGGAGGUGAAACUCAUUGACUUCGGGUGCGGUGUGCAAAUAAAGAGAUUUGGCUAUGAAGUCUUCAGUGGUAUGUGUUAUGAACUGCUCUGUUAAUUAUCUCACAGAACUGCAUCCUAUAAUAGUCAACAUGAUGUGGAAAUGUGUUGAACUGACAAACUGUCUUUUCUCC